This is a messenger RNA of Ahaetulla prasina, 4295 nucleotides long. It is a transcript of the gene MYBL2, whose product is annotated as MYB proto-oncogene like 2. Gene Ontology annotation, molecular function: RNA polymerase II cis-regulatory region sequence-specific DNA binding; DNA-binding transcription factor activity, RNA polymerase II-specific. The coding region runs from base 224 to 2287 and encodes 687 amino acids. Lineage: Eukaryota; Metazoa; Chordata; Lepidosauria; Squamata; Colubridae. Gene Ontology annotation, biological process: regulation of DNA-templated transcription. The transcript has 14 exons. The record is from RefSeq and is a predicted model, not a curated record. Gene Ontology annotation, cellular component: nucleus.
GGCGGGGUUGGCGCGAGAUAGAAAAGUUCGCUUUUUUGGUUCCCGGGCGGGAGGCGGCGAGCGCGCUUGCAGUUGCGCCGGAGUGGCUGAGCUCGCUUUGCUUUGGGAAGAUUUAGCGGCAUUUUUUUUUUGUUUUUUGUUUUGCGCAGCCCUGGCGGCGGCGGCGACUUCUCCGUCGGGUCCCCGGUGGCUCUUUUCCCUUUGAAAACUUCUGGCUCGUUUUAUGAUUUUCCUGCAAAAGCUGGAAGGCUGCAGAAUGUCUCGUCGGGCUGGCUGUGAAGAGCAAGAAGAACUGCUUUACCAGGAUUCAGAUGUGAUAGACCGACGGGAUAACAGAUGUAAAGUCAAGUGGUCUCGUGAAGAAGAUGAGCUGCUGAAUUCGCUGGUGACACAGUUUGGACAUGACUGGAAAUUCCUAGCAAGUCAUUUUCCUAACCGCACUGAACAGCAAUGUCAGUAUCGCUGGCUAAGAGUGCUAAAUCCUGUUCUUGUGAAAGGCCCCUGGACUAAACAAGAAGAUCAGAAGGUCAUUGAAUUGGUGAAAAAAUAUGGCACAAAGCAAUGGACGCUCAUAGCCAAGCAUUUGAAAGGCCGGCUAGGAAAGCAAUGUCGGGAACGCUGGCACAACCACCUGAACCCUGAAGUCAAGAAAUCAUCCUGGACGGAAGAGGAAGACCGCAUAAUAUGCGAGGCUCACAAGAUACUUGGAAACCGGUGGGCUGAGAUUGCCAAGCUGCUCCCUGGAAGGACUGAUAAUGCUGUGAAAAACCAUUGGAAUUCUACAAUCAAAAGGAAAGUGGACACAGGAGGCUUUCUUAAUGAAGCAAAAGAAUCCAAACCCCUCUAUUUGCUUGUGGAGGUGGAAGGCAAGGAAGGACAAAAUCCAUCAGAAGGAGAAAAUCAGCAUUUUUUGACCAAUUGGCCUGUCCAGACUUUGGAAGUAAAGAAGGAAGAAGCCGCUGAUGAAGAGCCAGCAGAUCUGCAGAUGUUGCCGUCUGAGCCAAUGCUUGAAAGCCUAGUGGAGCCCAGUGACAAUGACGCAUCAGAAACCAUGGUGCCAGAAGAUCCUUUGAAUGGGAGUUCUGUGUGCACAUGGGUGGUUGAAGCAGGCAAUUACUUAUGUACUGCUGCAGCUCCAGCUAUUUCAGAAGCCCUGGACAUGAUUGAAUCUGACCCGGAUGGCUGGUGUGAUCUCUCUCAGUUUGACCUACCUGAUGAUCUGUCUGCAAGUAACAGCAACAGUCCGGAGAGGCAAGCCUCUAUAAAACCCUACUGCUCAUCACAGAAUGUGACAGAGUACCGUUUAGAUGGCCACACCAUUUCGGAUCUCAGCAAAGGAAGCAAGGGUGAACUCAUCCCCAUUUCACCUUGCACAGACAUGAGCUUUGGCACCCCACCUGCUGUGCUCAAGAGGCAAAAGAAGAGGAAAAUAAGUCUCUCGCCAGUUUUAGAGCGUGGCACCAGUACAAACCUUUCCUUCCUUGAUUCCUGUAUGACACCCAAGAGCACUCCGGUUAAAAGCACCCCCGUCAAAACUUUGCCAUUCUCCCCAUCCCAGUUCCUGAAUUUAUGGACCAAACAAGACACUUUUGAUUUGGAGAACCCCUCCUUAACUUCCACACCCGUCUGUAGCCAGAAGGUGAUUGUGACAACCCCACUGCACAGGGACAAGACCCCACUACUGCAGAAGACCUCUGUAUUUGUAACUCCUGAUCAGAAAUACACGGCAGACAAUACACCUCAUACCCCAACUCCUUUUAAGAAUGCUCUAGAGAAGUAUGGUCCAAUAAGGCCUUUGCCCCAAACACCUAAUCUGGAAGAGGAUUUGAAAGAAGUACUCUGGAGUGAGACUGGAAUGGAACUGAUCAUAGAAGAUGACAUGAAGCCAGAGAAACAGAAGAGGAAACAGGGUUUGCACAGGAGUCCAAUUAAGAAGGUCAGGAAAUCCCUUGCUUUGGAUGUUAUUGAUGAAGACUUGAAGUUGACUGUUUCUUCUGUGGCCAACCCUAUUUGCUUCAAAAGAACUCAGUCCCUAAACUUUUCCUUGUCAAGCAGCAAGAAUGACAACAGUUUACUCAAUAGAGGAUUUGUGCACAUAAAGACUGAGAAGGUGCCAUCUUCCAGAAAAAGCCAAAGUAAAUUCAGGGUACCAGCUCUGAUGUCCAGUGCCUGGAAAACUGUGGCUUGUGGUGGUUCCAAAGAUCAGCUGAUCAUGCAAGACAAAGCUCGUCAAGUCCUGGGUGUUUUGAAACAGAAUCACACAUCUCGGACAUUGAUCCUAUCUUGAAAAACCCUAAUAAUAUGUAGUUCUGCUUUUUGGAAUAUAUGGAAGUGGGGGAAGAGAAAAUAACUGACUUUUUUCAGCACAACUUCUGUUUUGUGACCUCUGAGAUUUGUAUUGUACUGAGUUUCUGAUUCUAAGUGGGGUAUAGAUAAUUUGGGCCUAGCAGAAUGCCAAGAAUGUGGCAGCCCUAAGUGCAAAGAAAUAUCCAUUCUCUUCCUUGGCCAAGAGGGACCUAUGAGCUGAAUGAAUUGACACUGAUGAACAUACCUGGAUGUCUGGAUCUAGUUAGUUUCCACCAACUCUGUUCAGUUUUGCAGUGUUGGGCAAUGGAUUCGGAUAAAAAGGAAGAUUACAUAUUAUCAGGUGGAAGUAUCGGUGAAUGCCAGACUGAACCCAGAAGAUGAUCUGAUAUACUAUGAAACAUUGAAACCACUUCCUCAGAGCAUUGUUAACUAAAAAACUAAUGCAAUCACUGCCUUUAUCUUUUGUCGACAUCUGUUGCUCCUUACGGAAAUCCAGGAUUACUUAAAAAGCAAGCCACAAGGUACAAACCUAGUUUGUGUAAUAUUUCCAAUGUCCACCAGAGGGCACCAAUGUCAACAUAUUGCUCUAGCUCAGCCUAAUAUAAAUCCAUCUAAGGAAUAAGCCAGCUAGCUGAAAGAAACAGUCUUAUGUAUUGGGUGCGCAUUCUUCUAGGAGACUUUGGGAACACUUAUGUAUAAACCUGAAGGCAUGGGACAUACUGCACACAAAAAGCUACAGUGGGUGUAAAUUUGCUUUUGACAAUGUCUGAAAGCCACAUAUACAGUUUUGCUGUAGAAGACAACAUUGGUGUAAUCUUGCAAAUGAAAUGGGUCUCAUUGACGUGAACAGUACAAGGAGGCAGAGCGGUGGUUGGGAUAGGUUGUGCCUUGUUUGGGGCUUGCUCUAUUCAUUUGAAGAGUAUCAUGGUGAUUGGAGAGAUCCUGCCAAAUCAAAUCAUAUUUGUUAACUGAAUCAGCUUCUGGGUGCCUGAAGCUAAUUGCAAACCUGUGUUAUUUGGGCAAAGGGUCCUGUUGCUCUGCUACAGAUUGAUGUCCACGGUGCAAUAGAUAGGGAAACAGACUGUUGUACAUCCACAUCCGCUUCUCUAUUAUCAGGGGCAGAUCCGUAGGCUUGCCUUUGCAAAACGUUUAAUAUGAACCUCAAUCAGUAUGAAAGCCUUUCUCAGAAGUACUUGAAUAUUUUAUAUAUGCAUUUGCAUUUAAAUGUCAGUCACCCUAUACGCGUCUCUGAUAUCUCUAAAUCAAUAACUUAAUUGGGACCCUUGAAGUCUGAAUUUCCAAGACUUUUCGCAAGGCAGGAAAGAAAAAAACGGAAAGAGAAGUCUGAAUGACAUUAGCAUGAGGUUAAACCACUGAGAAUAUGGGAGAUUGUCUAAGCUGAUAUUGAUUGUAUCAAAAUACAGAUGUUCCAGGGAAGCAGAGUCAAUUAAGUUUUCAUUUUUGAAAAUAGGAAUUUCAUUAGUUAAAAUCUACUUUUCCUACUUCUGUGAGAUGCAGAAACUUUAGUAGAUAGAAAUAAGAAAAGCCACAAAGCUGGGGUGAGAAACUGGAUGCCGGAUGUGUCAUGCACAGGCCACGCCCACCUCAGCUCCACAAACAUCGCAAAACAUCACAUGAUGGCAACGUGAUGCGGCAAGUUUGACACCCGUGCCACAAGGCAUCUCUUCUGAGUAGCAAAGCUGGUGAUCAUCUUAAAUGGUGAAAUUAUAUCAAUCAUGCCUGAUAAGUUCUUGAAAAUUCAAGCUUGCAGCUGUAUGAAAGUCUUCAAGAGGCCUGGUUAAGCUAUUUAUGUUUUAGAUUCCCCUCACAACCAGCAGUAUCAUCUUGAUUUCUUUCAUUAUUUAUGCCAUCUAAUCCACACUGCUAUGAUUGCUCUUGAGCAAGUCUUUAUCUCUGUACAUAACCUACCUCACAGGGCUGUUGUGAGGCAAGCUGUAUAGCUCUGAAGGAAUGGAAAAAGAUGCAAA